Messenger RNA from Triticum urartu, 1320 nucleotides. The record is from RefSeq and is a predicted model, not a curated record. NCBI's taxonomy places the organism in Eukaryota, Viridiplantae, Streptophyta, Magnoliopsida, Poales, Poaceae.
UGAUUUGAGCUGUACUUUGUCCUCAAGGCGUCACCACAAAUACAAGGGCACACAUACGCAUAAGCAUAGGAUAACACGGAUCCUCUGGGCAUCAACGUGUCCUGCUACUCCACCUCUACCACACCGCCGGUCACCUCGCGGCCUCCGCCGAUCGAAUCCUAGCUUGGCUGGCGCUGGACAAUGGAUUCCGGGAGCACGGAGGUCCUCGUUGAAAACAGCUGCUUCCGACUAUACAAGGACGGCCACAUCGACCGUCUCGUAGGCGCGGACGAUGUGCCCGCCGGCUUCGACGCCGACACCGGCGUCACCUCCAGAGACGUCGUGAUCGACGCCGUCACUGGCGUCGCCGUUCGCCUCUACCUGCCAGACGUCCAUGCCGCUGAAUCCGACGGCGCCGACAUCAGUACCGCCGCGGUCACGAAGCUCCCGAUCGUCGUCUUCUUCCACGGCGGUUUCUUCAUCGUCGGAUCAGCCGGCUGCCCUAGGUACCACCGCUACGUGAACUCGCUGGCCGCCGACGCCCGCGCCAUCGUCGUCUCCGUCGACUACCGCCUCGCGCCCGAGCACCUGCUCCCGGCGGCCUACGACGACUCCUGGGCCGCGCUCAACUGGGCGGUGUCCGGCGCCGACCCGUGGCUGUCCGAGCACGGCGACCUCGGCCGCGUCUUCGUGGCCGGCGCCAGCGCCGGCGGGAACAUAGCCCACAACAUGGCCAUCGCCGCCGGCGCGAGCGGCCUCUUCGCCGCGGCGACGCGCCUGGAGGGGGCGGUCUUGCUCCACCCUUCGUUCAGCGGCGAGCGGAGGAUCGAGACGGAGUCAGAGGAGUACAGGGAGAGCGUCAAGAUGCGGUGCUCCGUGAUCUUCCCCGGCGCGAGGGGCGGGCUGGACGACCCGAGGAUGAACCCGACGGCCGACGGCGCGCCGAGCCUGCGGACGCUGCCGUGCGAGAGGAUGCUGGUGAGCGCGGCGUCGGAGGACGCGAGGCUGCCGAGGAUACGGGCGUACUACGACGCCGUGAAGUCCAGCGGGUGGCGCGGGCAAGUGGAGUGGUUCCAGUCGGAAGGCAAGGGGCACGCCUUCUUCGUCGACGAGCAUGGCUGCUGCCGCGAGGCGGUUGCGCUCAUGGAACGAGUGGUUGGUUUCAUCGCCGGCUAUUAAUAGCUGGGCUCUCAAAUGUGAAGUGGUUUUCCGAAAAAUAAAUGUGAAGUGAUUCUGACUUCACUCAGCAUCUUUUAAUCAAGUUAUAUGAGAUGGAAACUUGUAUUUCCGACUCGGGGCAGUGACGGUGGAAAAUAAAAGCGCGUCUAAAUUCAUGAUUUC